AGGACUCUUUAAGUAAAUAUCUAUAUUUAUGUAUUUUAUAUUAAAUCCAACAAUACAAUAAUUUCUCAACAAGAAAAGAAUCGAUUCGAGCCAAGAGAAAACACUCCAACAAUGGCGAAUCAGUCAUCGGAAUUCGCCGGAGACGCCACCCUCGACGGCCACCCUCAUAUUGCCUUGAUUAACACCUUCUGCGAGAUCACCGCUUGCCCUUCCAAAUCUGAAGCCCUAUUUUUUCUGGAGUCGCACAAUUUCGAUGUCGACGCCGCGGUCUCCACCUUCCUAGACGAUGCUAACCCCAUCGAGCCCGCCGCAGCCGGUCCGGCCUCCCCGGCGGCGCAGUCGAAUGCUCACUAUUCGCCUUCCGAGUCACUGUCGCCGUCUCCUUCCCGCUCGCGAUCCCCGUCACCGCCGCCUGCGUCCUGUCCGUAUCGCCUCCGCUCCGCUGCUAAAACUGGUGCUGGUGCUUCUGCUGCUGGAGGCGCGAGACGUGGAGGCGGUGGCGGUGGCGGUGGAAUUAGGACUCUGGCCGAUCUGAAUAAGAACCCUAAUAAUGAGGAAUCUGAUAGUGAUCCUGAUUUUGAUCCUCAGGAAUACUACACCGGUGGAGAAAAGAGUGGAAUGCUUGUUCGUGGUCCACCAAGGGCGAAUGAUGUGGACGCCAUAUUCAAUCAAGCAAGACAAUCAGGAGGUGUAGAAGCAGCAGCUGAACAUCUCUUGCCUUCUUCGAGCUCGAGAAGCUUUGCUGGAACGGGAAGGCUACUCUCCGGGGAGGUGUCGUCUGCUACCCCGGAGCCGGAGCUGCCUCAAAUUGUCACCCACAACAUUACUUUUUGGAGAAAUGGAUUCACAAUUGAUGAUGGGCCUCUGAGGAGGCUUGAUGACCCUGCAAACGCCUCCUUCUUGGAGAGCAUUGCAAAGUCCGAGUGCCCGAGGGAGCUUGCACCGGCAGAUAAGAGGACUGCUGUUCAUGUUAAUCUUACAAGGAAGGAGGAAGACUACAAGGAACCAGCGAAAAAGAGUCUUCCCUUCCGAGGCGUUGGGAGGACUCUAGGUAGUACCAGUGACGCAGCGCCAAUGGAGGCGAGCAGCGUUCACACUGUGCUGACUGCUGCUCCCACGCCAUCCCCCGGUCUGGUUGUUGAUCAGGCGCAGCCUUCCACGUCCAUCCAGCUGAGGUUGGCGGAUGGCACGCGCAUGGUUUCACGCUUCAACAACCACCACACGAUCAGAGAUAUCCGAGGCUUCAUUGAUGCAUCGCGACCUGAUGGACCAAGAACUUACCAGCUGCAGUCCAUGGGUUUCCCUCCAAAACAGCUCACCGAUCUGGACCAGACGAUAGCCGAUGCUGGAAUCGCGAAUUCGGUCGUGAUCCAGAAACUAUAGCCACGGUAUAAACACUUGGCAGAUUUAUCAUCUACUAGUCUAUCAUAUUGCAGUGACUAUUAUGCUUUGGGAAACUGAUGAUGUCUUCUUAUAUUUCUGUUGAAAACUAAUUACUCUCUACUUCUUGAUUAGCCAUUUAUAUAUUCCCAUUGAUUUCA
Salvia miltiorrhiza (redroot sage) is the source of this 1541-nucleotide messenger RNA. Its product is annotated as plant UBX domain-containing protein 4-like. Gene Ontology annotation, cellular component: nucleus; cytosol. Gene Ontology annotation, biological process: Golgi organization; proteasome-mediated ubiquitin-dependent protein catabolic process; autophagosome assembly. Bases 112 to 1383 code for a protein of 423 amino acids. Gene Ontology annotation, molecular function: ubiquitin binding. The record is from RefSeq and is a predicted model, not a curated record. The transcript has 4 exons. Lineage: Eukaryota; Viridiplantae; Streptophyta; Magnoliopsida; Lamiales; Lamiaceae.